UCUCCGGCUGCUGCACCGUUGCCGAGACACCGACACGGAGAAGGAGGCCGGGUCCGGGUCCGGGUCCAGGAGACAUACUACAGGGAUGGAAAUAGGAACUGAAAUCAGCCGCAAGAUCAGAACUGCCAUUAAGGGAAAACUGCAGGAACUUGGGGCUUAUGCAGAUGAAGAGUUACCCGAUUAUAUCAUGGUUAUGGUAGCCAACAAAAAGACCCAAGAUCAGAUGGCAGAAGAUCUUGCUCUCUUUCUGGGAAAUAACACUGUCAAAUUUACUGCAUGGCUGCAUGGUGUCCUUGAUAAACUACGUUCUGUAACAGUUGAACCCACCACUUUAAAACAGCAAUCAAAUUACUCAGAUUGUAAUCUGUUGUUAUCUACGGAAAAGAAUCAAGCAGCAAUUAGUGGAAGCAUCGAUCAAAACAAUGAUAUUCGUAUUCUUGCUGCUUCUAGCACGCUUUCUGAGAGAAAUGAUUCUCGUGUUUCUACCAGCUCAUUACAAGAGCAAGCAAUGCCCACUACCAGAACACCUGUGGAGAGGAGCACACCUCAGUUAACAUCUGCAGUGAAGCCUUUGAUGGAGCUGGUCUCCUCUGAAGCAGUUAUUGAUAUCAAACCUGAACCAGAUGAUCUUAUAGAUGAGGAUCUUAACAUUUUGCAAGAAUUUCCAUCAUCAUCUAAGAAGAAACCUGUGGUGACAGUUAGUUAUAACGUAUCUCGUCCUUCACUUGAGGUCUUUAGGCCAGAAGAAAAUGUUUCACAUCCCUGCAGGCCAACUGAGAAUAGCAUUCAAUCUUUCAGGGUUCCUCAGAACAAUGUGCAACCGUGUAAAUUAGGAGAAGGGAACUUCCAUGACUAUAGGCCAUUAGAAAAUCCUGGCCAUGCUUACAGAUCAUAUGAAAGCAGCUUGGAAGCUUUCAACAGAUUAUCAGAAAGUGAUGCACAGGUUUGCAGGGCAUCAAAGUCUCAUUCUGAUCGACCAAGUAGAGAUAAUGAGAAUUCGAGGAAGAGAAAGGCAGCAAUCAUCAGUUCUGUGGUUAGAGUAAGUAAAACUAGUGAUGGUGAGGAGGAAGAUGAUGAUUACGGCACAAGGACAGGAAGUCUUCCCAGCAGUAUUUCUGUGCCAGCAAAGCCUGAAAGAAGGCCUACUUUACCACCUUCUAAGCAGGCCAAUAAGAAUCUAAUACUAAAAGCUAUCACAGAGGCCCAGAAAUCUGUAAGCAAGACAACAAACUAUCCACCAGUAGUUUCUCAGAGACAGACUGUCCCUGUGGCACCUAGAACUCGGGCUGUAUGUGAAAGCAAUGAAAUUGAAGUGAUUCAUGUAGAAGACAAACCAGAUCAACAUAGCGUGCAACUACAGAUUGAUAAAGCUGAACAGCCUGUACAAAAGCUUUACUUGAAAUCGGUAGAAGCAAGAACAGGUGGUGACACUAGAUCGUUCAUCUUGAAGAAACCUGUAUUGGAAGGAGUGGAACCCAAACUCCAGGGAAAAGUUGCAGUUUACAUUGAAGGUGUAUCAGCAGAACAAGAUCGUGUGGUACAAGCCAAAGAUCAACGUGACUCUGAGGAAUCAAGUCCUAAAUUUAUUGUGACAUUGGAUGGCAUUCCCAGUCCUCCUGGAUAUAGUUCAGAACAAGAAGAGGAGGCAGAAAUAAUGGAACAAGGGGGUCUUCUGCAAGAGGCUGGAAGGAAAUACAGAUUGUCAGCACAGAAUGCUGCUGAGCCAUUGAAGGAAUCUGAUGAAGAGAUUGAUGACCACAAUUUUCAAGUAAAACGGCAAAAAGUUCUAGAGCGAUGCAAGUACUGGCCUGCAUGUAAAAACGGUGAUGAAUGUAUGUAUCAUCAUCCUGUAGCUUCAUGCAAAACAUUUCCAAAGUGUAAAUUUGGGGACAAGUGCCUGUUUAUUCAUCCAAAUUGCAAAUAUGACUCCAAGUGCAUUAGGCCAGACUGUCCAUACACACAUGCAAGCAAAAGGACUACGGUAGUUCAAAAACAGCCAGCACCCGCAACAAAUCCAAGCAGUUCUUUGUGUCGAUUUUUUCCAGAUUGCAAAAAGAUCGAGUGCCCUUUUAUCCACCCAAAGCCAUGUCGAUUCAGCACCCACUGUAAGAGAGCUGACUGCACAUUCUACCAUCCUGCAGUUACAUUACCUCCUCGCCAUGCAUUAAAAUGGACCAGGCCUCAACAAAAUGGUGAAUGAUCGGUUUGGAUCGUGCUUGAUCGCAUAUUGUGGAUAUAAGGCUGCAAAUGUUUGAAGAUGUAGCAUUUUACAAUUUUGUAUUAUUUUUCAAUAUUGUUUAAUAUUGAAAGUCAAAAAGAUUUUGAUGUUAAAAAUAACUUUCUCCCCAGUGUGAAUUGCUUGAUCAUUUUUCCCAUACAUAGAUGCAGCCUCACUAAGAUUAUUCAGUGGUGGGUUUUAAAGAUACAUUUUGUAACUUGUUUUGUGCUGUUCUAGAGUUUUCUACUGGAUGAUGAAAUAUCCAAAGAGAAAUACCAUUGUCUGAUGUAACAUCCCUUUUGUUAAAAAAAAAAUUCUACAGUAAAAAUUGAUUUGAGGCACUUGUUUAAUGAAUCAGUUACUGUUGUAUAUUUGUAAUUCCUGUAUUUAGGGUCAUACUUGUCAUUCAGCAAUAUUUUUUAAAUUAGUCGUAGAUUAACAUUGUACUUAGUGUUAAAUCCCUUUGAUUGUAAUUGUUCUACAGAAACAAUAAUUACUUACAGAGGAACUUCGAAAUUCAGAUGUUUGGAAUCCGGAUUAUCCGAAUAAGAUCUCAAGGUCCCGAUUUCUUGGCUAACUGUGUUAUCUAGCAUUCAAUUAUCCAAACAAAAUAUUCCCUAUCCGUGUUAUUCGGAUAGUCGAAGUUCCUCUGUCCUUCUGAACUUUACCACUGUCCAAAAGGGAUCCAGUUAUGCCACACUAUGUCCCAGAAAUUUGAAACCACAGCAGUUAAACAUUUAGGGCACAACACUUCCUGAAACUAGUUUUGUGACAGAAAAAAAAAAUCAACUUGAAUAUUAUUUUAUAAGCUAUAUUUUAUUUCCAUUGGGUUUUGAAAUCAGUUUUUUAAAAAAAUUAUUCCGGUUGGGAAUUGUUUGGUACCUUGAAAUAUGGUUAAGUGCAGUAACUAAGUUGCAUGUUUGUUUUGGCUUCUCCAGGUUCCUCAUUUGAAGUUAGUUAUUGAAAUGAUGGCAUUAUUUGCAAAUGAAAGAACUCUGUUUUUUGUUACAAAAUUGCUUGCAGUCUUGUUUAAUGACAUAAAACUAUGAUUGCCAGUAAUAAGACAACUGGUUGAAUACAAAAUAAUUUUAAAUCAACUGUACAAUCUCCAUCGGCAGGUAGAUUCUGUUCCACUACUUGCAUAGACCCAAACUUGUGGCUUGUUUGCAAAUGCUCAAAUGGUUCAAGUCAAAAUGUGCCUGAGAAGAUUGAUUUAGUACCUACAGGCACAAAACAUACAACUGGAUUAUCUUCUUAGUUGUUUACAUUACCACUUGUAUUUGAGUAAUUACAUGGUGUGAUGUCAGCAUUAAGAACAUUAUUUUGAAUCAAUGCAUCUCAAUUAACAGCACUUUCUGAAAAAUGUUUCUUGCAUUUCCCCUUGCAACAUUUUAUUUUGUUCUACAGAAGAUCAUACUGAGGAAGUUAGUAAUGUUUUGAUUUUCUUGUGCAAUAGUCAAAUUCAUUAGCAGGACCCCAUUAGGAAUCCUUUUCUUGCCUAAUUGUUUUUUCAUGUCAUUGAUUUCUCUGGAACAUGAUUGGGAAUUACAAGAGGUACAACAAAAUCAGGAAAUCAUAAUGGUUAAAUUUCAUUCAUUUCAAUGGCACAAUGCAUAAUUUCAAGUAUUACAAUAAUGCCAUUUGAUA
Hemiscyllium ocellatum (epaulette shark) is the source of this 3865-nucleotide messenger RNA. It is a transcript of the gene zc3h14, whose product is annotated as zinc finger CCCH-type containing 14. The record is from RefSeq and is a predicted model, not a curated record. Gene Ontology annotation, cellular component: cytoplasm; nucleus. NCBI's taxonomy places the organism in Eukaryota, Metazoa, Chordata, Chondrichthyes, Orectolobiformes, Hemiscylliidae. Gene Ontology annotation, biological process: regulation of mRNA stability. Gene Ontology annotation, molecular function: metal ion binding; poly(A) binding. The coding region runs from base 86 to 2200 and encodes 704 amino acids. The transcript has 16 exons.